Funneliformis geosporum is the source of this 282-nucleotide messenger RNA. Lineage: Eukaryota; Fungi; Glomeromycota; Glomeromycetes; Glomerales; Glomeraceae. The record is from the annotation of a GenBank genome assembly.
AUGGCAACUGGGAAAAAAUUUAACCGAGGGCUGAGUAAAGAGCAAUUUUCUAUUGAAAAAUCCCUAAAUGACUUGGAAAUGAGAAUUAAGGAGUUAGAGCAAAGUAACGAAGCGUUACGUUCACAAUUUAAAAAUUUAGAAGAAAAGGUUAAAGAGCGAGAAGUAGAAACCAAAGCCAAGCAAAAAAUUAUAAAUAAUUUAGAAGAAAAGGUUAGAGAAGAAACCAAAGCUAAGCAAGAAAUCAUUAAUAACUAUGAAGAAAAGUUUAGAGAACGAGAAGAA